Exophiala oligosperma is the source of this 1253-nucleotide messenger RNA. RefSeq lists its product as uncharacterized. Lineage: Eukaryota; Fungi; Ascomycota; Eurotiomycetes; Chaetothyriales; Herpotrichiellaceae. The coding region runs from base 1 to 930 and encodes 309 amino acids. The transcript has 3 exons. The record is from RefSeq and is a predicted model, not a curated record.
AUGAGCAAGAUAUUCACAGUCUUUGGUGUAACGGGCCAACAAGGAGGAGCUCUCAUCAAGUAUCUAUUGGAUCAUCCCGUCUUUUCAAAGGAAUACACUUUCAGGGCCGUCACUCGAGAUGCGACCAAACCUGCAGCGGUUGCCCUGCGAAAAAAGGGGGUCGAGAUUGUCGAGGCAGAUAUGAACAAACCCGAAACUCUCGUCGAGGCCAUGACAGGUACUCAUACCGUCUUUGCUCUGACCAAUUGGGUCGAAUCGAUGGAUCCUGCUGUCGAAGUCGUUCAAGGUAAAGCGCUGGCCGACGCCGCCGUCAAAGCCGGUGGCGUCAAACUUUACAUUUGGUCUUCGUUGCCACGCACCGGCAUGGCCCACUUUGACAGUAAAGCCGAAGUCGAGGAGUACAUUCGUCGCACCUUUCCCGCCAUGACGACGACGACGCGGUCAUUCUUUUUCAUGCCUGGUUGGUUCAUGCAAAAUUUUGUCCGAAUCAUGAAACCAAAGAAGCGUGUCGGUGUGGACGGCGAAACAGAGUACGUCCUCGCGCAGCCGUUUCCGGGAGCGACACUCGACACCGCCUUGCCACUCAUCGACAUCGAAGAUACCGGCAAGUUUAUCGCUCCGUUCCUGUCGGACCCUGAGAAAUACGCAGGAAAACAAUUCUUCGCUUGCACCGGAAAUUACACCAUCAGGGAGAUUUGUCAAACCUGGACGACGGCCACAGGCACAAAAAUCGUCUACGAUGAACAAGUGGACGCGAUCGCCGAAAGCGACAUGGGUGAGGCGGUCAAGGAGAGUCUGAAAAACAGAGAUCGGUCUCAAGGUUAUUAUGGUCCCGAGGGAGAUGAAGGGAUCGAUUGGACCCUGGCACAAAUCCAAGAAAAGUUGACGACUUGGGAAGAAUUUGUAAAAAGGAAUGAACCGUGGUUUUGAGGGAUCGAAAUACUUACCUGAGUAACGCGUCUUCUUCGCCUCAUCCGUUGUGGUAGUACCAAACAUUUACAGAGGAUCACUUAAGUAGGUUGUUUAGCUGAGGGAGAAAAUGGAGUGAGUUCCGAGGGACGGAGUGUACAUACUGUUCCUCUAAUCGGCCCCUUGCUCACCCUCCUAAACUCGCUGGCCUCACCUACUGGGUAAAUCUGUGGUGGUCGUUUGGGAUCGAGGAGCAAACGGCACCCCCUUUGAGGGGCGUUUUGUACAACUUGCAGUUGGAAAGGGAACAUCAUUUCACCGGCCCAACCUCCCUCCACCAAAAG